Zeugodacus cucurbitae (melon fly) is the source of this 7214-nucleotide messenger RNA. RefSeq names its product PRKR-interacting protein 1 homolog. Gene Ontology annotation, molecular function: protein kinase binding; protein kinase inhibitor activity; double-stranded RNA binding. Gene Ontology annotation, biological process: negative regulation of protein kinase activity. Gene Ontology annotation, cellular component: nucleolus. The transcript is spliced from 2 exons. Bases 383 to 1741 code for a protein of 452 amino acids. The record is from RefSeq and is a predicted model, not a curated record. Lineage: Eukaryota; Metazoa; Arthropoda; Insecta; Diptera; Tephritidae.
AACAAAUAAUAGCAAAAAUAAUAGUUUCACACAGUUUAAUAUUAUCAGUGUAUUUCCCUAAAAUUAUAUUUCGCACUGAUUUUGUCAUAUACUUUUAUCGGUAUUACUUCUGGCAUCCCGCCUUUUCUGUCAAAAAUUCCUUCAACUCGCAUUGCUACCAACUUAAAAUGAGAGAUCAGGGAAUUCGGUUUGAGGAAAAAUGAGAGAGUUUCGUAUCAUGUCAUCUUUGUCGUAAGUCUACAUAAAAUGUUAUGCAAUAAUUCGCUUCGAACAUAACGGCAUUUUAACUCAACAUAAGUUUGUUUGGAUGCGUGCUCACAACGCAUUAUUGCGCACAUAAGCGAUCAGUUGAAAACAAGUCGUUGUGCUAAUAACUUUAAAAAUGGAAAGUGAUUUAUUGAAUAAUAUAAGCAAUGUAGAUUUCGAUAGUGAUGAUUCCAUUAUUGAUCCAAAUUUUAAUAUAAGUGGAUGUACUGCAGCAAGUUCCAGUUCCGAAAAUAAUGAUGAAAACUCUAUUAUAAGUGUUGCAAAUAAAGUGGAAACAGAAAAAUAUUCAAAGAAAGAUGCAAAAGAUUCCAGGAAUAAAGGGCAAAGUUACACCUCAAGCGCUGGUAAGGUCGUUCAGGCACGUGCAGUGCGCAGGUUGGAACCGUGCAGAAAGAAAUGCGUAGAUAGAAUCACUUUUGAAGAACAGCAAUAUAUACACACACAGUACUGGGAACUAGGCUCAUACAAUUUACGCAAAACAUUUGGUGGCUUAAUUGAAGUUGAAGAAACAAAAACAGUAAAAAAGGCUAAACAUGACUUAAAACCAAGGAUAAGACCUUAUACAAACAAUUAUUUCCUGGAAGUUGGUAGUAAUAAAAUCGCAGUAUGCAAAAAAUGCUUUACAUUCACAUUAUCCGAGACAGAACAAUCUAUAAAAACGGUUGUGAGUGCAAAACUUGAUGGGCGUGUAAUCGGCGAUGGACGUGGAAAACAUAAAUGCACUAAAAAACUUUCUAUCGCAAAAGAGAAUGAAAUUUUAGAUUUUAUUAAAAGCUUCACAUCGUAUGAGUCGCAUUAUACUCGAAGGGACACAUCAAAACGUUAUUUGCCAAGUGAUUUAUCUGUGAAUGAAAUGCAUCGUCUCUAUUGUGAAAAAUACGCUUACUCCGUUUCAAUUUCAAAAUUUUCGCAAUUGUUUAGCACACUCAACUUGAAAUUUAAAAAACCUAAAAUUAACACUUGUCAUAAGUGUGAUUUGCUCCAAUGCAAAAUACAAGUUGCUAAACCCGAAGAAUUGGACUCUUUACAACUAGAGCAAUCUAAACAUGUAAAUUUAGCAGAAAAAGCUUAUGAUGCUAAAAAAAAUGAUAAGCAGAGAGCUUUAGCUGAUGCUACACUUAAAGUGUUGUGUUUUGACCUACAGCAGUGUCUUCCUACACCAUUAUUAAGAACCUCACUUUCUUUUUACAAAAGGCCUUUGUGGACUUUUAAUCUUACUAUGCAUGAUUGUGCAAGUAAUCAGGCCUCAUGCUACAUGUGGCAUGAAGCAAUAGCAAAAAGAGGGGGUAAUGAAAUAGCAUCGUGCGUGUUUGAUCAUUUAAUAACAUUAAAUACCAAUGCAAAGCACGUUGUUUUAUACAGUGAUUCAUGUCCAGGACAAAAUAAAAAUUCAUUCAUUGCAACUAUGUUUGCAAUUUUUAUGCAAUUUAAAAAUAAUGUAGACAUUAUAGAUGUGAUAGCGACCAUGCUUUGAUAGAAAAAACGAAAAAACUAACUUCAACCAAAAUUCACCAUCCCCGUGAUUGGUACCAGUUUAUCAGAACAAUUGGCGUAACAAAAAAAUUUGUUGUUAAUGAAAUGGCAUAGUCUAACAUAUAUGACUUUGCACAUGCAUCAAAGAAUUUAUUUACAUGGAGAAAAGUAGAUGACAGUGGUGAAAAAUAUAGCUGGAUCGACAUUAAAUGGCUAAGAUAUACCAAAGAAACUGGAAAUGUUUAUUUUAAAAAAUCCUUAAAUGAAGAAGAACCUUUUAAAUUGAUAAACAUAUCUAAACGAGGAAUAAACUGCGUGAGAAUGACAGUUUUAAAAAUAUGCUACGGCGCACCUUUAAAAAUUGGCACAAAAAAAAACAAGAUCUUUUAGAUAUGUUACCUCUUGUGGAUGAAGUGUAUAAGCCAUUUUAUAUAAACUUAGCAUCAGAAGAACAGUUAGAUUGUCAUCCAGAUCUUACAGAAGCUGAUGAAACUAAUGAAUAAUUAAUACUUUAAUUUGCUUUGAAACCAGAUUUUUUGUACUAUGAGUUGAACUUAUUAAUAUGAUUUAAGAAACAAUACAUGAAGCUGUAUAUUUUUAUGUUGUUAUGAAUAAAUUUCUUGUUUUAAAAAUAAACAAAUACAAAAAUCUUAUAUCGAAUGAGUUAUUUGUUUCAGUUUUAGCAAAAGCUCUUAUGUCAACUUAAGUAUUAUCCAACUGAAGUAUUCAUUUUGACAAAAUAUCUUAAGUCAAAUUAAGAUUUGAUUUUUCUUAACUUUUCGUAUUUUAAAAUAUCUUAUGUACAAAACAACGAAUAAAACAUACUUCUUACUAAAAUUUUUUUCAAAAUCGGCAUAUAAUGUCUUAAGAAUAGUUUUGCUUUAUCCUUGAUUAAAAAUAACUCAUUAAAUUUCAACACAAUAGAUUUUAGAGGAAAUCGCCAAUAUCUCAAAACUCAAUUUUAAGACUUAAGAUGUUAUGGUAAAAGGACACAGAUAUAUAGCUGCAGCUGACUUAUAGUUUUCGAGAUAUUCGCACUUGUAUUUGAAAAAGUGCAAUUUUUAUCUUGAAUUUUCACAAUAUAUACUGAAUAUUUUAUUAAUAUUAUGCACUUAUUGGCAUUAAUCGCGAUUACUAUGGCGCCGCGAUCUGAUUACACCGUUGCAAAGAGGACGUCCUCCCGAUUCAAAAAUAUAUGGGGUAAUAGGUACCGCAGACGCCUAGUUUUCGAGAUAUUCCGCUUUAAAGAUAAAAAAUCAAAAUUUUCAACUAGCUAUUUCACACAAUUUAAUACACUUAAACACAUUUUACGCACUUUUUUCACCUCAUAUACAUAUAUUAAAUAAAACUGUAGGCGUUGCAUUAAAUGUACAUUUUACUUUUAUUAUAUAAUUUUAAAGUCAGAGUCAUAAAUUCCUUUGCUAACACUUGUAUUGGCUUGACCAGAAAGGAGUUCUACGCGAAAAAACUUCGAACACACCUGUUUUUGGCUCGACCAGGGUAAUUUUAUUGAAGAGCGGCCGAAGGCCGCCAUUGCAGGAAGGAGUUCUACUAAAACUUUAAGACACCCCGGUUUUGGCUCGACCAGGGUCGAAGGCCGCGUUUUAAAAAAAUAACCCUGGUCGAGCCAAACCCGGAGUGUCUAAAGUUGUUUUCGCGUAGAACUCCUUUCUGUACUGGUGGCCUUCGGCCGCGCUUUAAAAAAUAACCCUGAUCGAGCCAAAACCGGGGUGUCCAAAGUUUUUUUCGCGUAGAACUCUAUCAUCUAACAUGUGGCAACGCUCGUUUUCCACAUAAUUGUAAACACAGAAACCUUUUCAGCUAUUAGUGUGCUAAGUAAAUUUUAAAAUAAGUAAUUUUUCCAUAAAAAAUCUUAAAUAAAUCUAUAUUUUGAAUUAAAUUGAAUGUUAAUAGUUUAAUUUUCAAUAUGUGAAGUGAAAAUUGUGAAAAAAUAGUGUUACACUGUGUGAAAUUCCAUGUGUUACUUAUAGAAAAAAAUGGCCUUUUAAACAUGAAUAUUUUAAAAACUAUAAGUCCAAUCAAGAAUAUGUAUAUAUAUUCCUGCUCUGGAGAGCCUCCUCUUAUACGGAGUUGUCAAACCCCGACCGCCAUAGUAAUCGGAAUCGUGCCCACUUAUUUUACACAUUUCACCACUUUGUUUCUGCAUAUUUAUUUGGGUCGGCUUUAGUAUACUAUCCCAGGCUUUAAUUAUAUAUAUUAAUCGUAAUAUCGUAAUCUGGAGAUCCUCCUCUAUCCGACCAUAUUCAUUUUAACCCCGAAAUCGGGGGACGGUAUACUAAAGUUUUCCCAUUUAUUUCAUAAAAAUUAUAACGAAAAUAGCUGUAAAUAAAUUUUUAACAUUUUACACAAAUCUUCGUUUAAAAAAUAGUGUUGCCACAUCAAAUAUUUUGCAAAAAUUAAAAGAAUAAAAAUAAAAUAAACCAUAAAAUAAUGGUGUUAUGACUAAUGCAAAAUCUUUCGGUAUUACCUUUUCUUUGAUAACCCCCGGUGAUGGCCCGAUCAGGGUUAUUUUUUUAAAGCGCGGCAGAAGGCCGCCAAUGCAGGGAGUAUUUCUUAGCGAAAGAACUUUACAUUUCACCCUCUUUGAUAACUCCCGGUUUUGGCUCGACCAGGGUUAUUUUUUUGAAACGCGGCCGAAGGCACCAACGCGGAAAGUAUUUCUACACGAAAGAACUUUUCAUUUCCCUUACUUAUAGUAUAUAGAGUUAAUAUCAUAAACUUUGUUUAUAUUAUCUUUAUACAAUCUUUUUAAUGGGCAUUUGUUUUCUGCAUUGGGGUAUUUGUUUAUUUUGAUUCUUCUCAUUCGUUUGCAAAAUAUCUGAUAUGGCAACACUUAUUACUUGUCAAGCCGCAACCCUUUUUGUUAAUGUUGAAAUUAAGAUAUUUGUGUAAAAUGUUAAAUAUUUAUUUACAGCUAUUUUCGUCAUAAUUUUUAUAAAAUAAAUGGGAAAACUUUAGUAUACCGUCCCACGAUUUCGGGGUUAAAAUGAAUAUGUGCAGAUAGAGGAGGAUCUCCAGAUAACGAAUAUAUAUAAUUAUUACCGCCGCAAACUUAUAGUUUCUGAGAUAUUUGCAAUUAAAAAUUUAAAAUUAACAAUUUUCAACACGUUAUUUCUCACUGUAUAUCGAAUUUUAUUCAUAUAUUUUGCACUUUAAAUAUAUUUACGCUUCAAUAAUUUGUUUUUACAUAUUAAUUUUUAACAAAUUAUAUCAAAAUUUGCUGUAAAUAAACAUUUAACUUUUUGCACAAUUCUGUUUAUUUGUACAAUAACAAAAGGGUUGCAAGAUGACAGAACAUAAGUGUUGCCACAUGCAAUUGAAUAAAAAUAAUCAAAAUGAGUAAAAUCCCCAAAAUGAAGAAAACAAAUACCCUAUAAAUAGUUAUUAAGUAAACACCCCCCAACAUCGGGGAUUAUCAAAGAGGUGGAAAUGACUAGUUCUUCCGCGCUUCAAAAAAAUAACCCUGGUCGAGCCAACACCGGGGAUUAUCAAAGUGGUGGAAUAACAAGUUCUUCCGCGUAGAACUACUUUGCUCAUUAUAUUUGGGAUAUAAUCUUUCUUUUUAUUGUGAUUCUUAUAAUUCGUUUACAAAAUAUGUGAUAUAGUAACACUUAUUUUGUGUCAGAAUGCAGCCCUUUUUUUAUUGUAAAAAUGAAGAGAAUUGUGCAAAAACUUAAAUGUUUAUUUACAGCAAAUUUUGAUAUAAUUUGUUAAAAAUAAAUAUGUAAAAACAAAUUGGUUAGCGUAAAUAUAUUUUAAGUGCAAAAUAUAUGUGGAAAAUUCAAUAUACAGUGAGAAAUAACGUGUUGAAAAUUGUUAAUUUUAAAUCUUUAAUUACAAAUAUCUCAGAAACUAUAAGUUUGCGGCGGUAAUAAUUAUAUAUAUUCGUUAUCUGGAGAUCCUCCUCUAUCUGCACAUAUUCAUUUUAACCCCGAAAUCGUGGGACGGUAUACUAAAGCCGACCCCAAUUUUCUCACGUUUUUCACUUAACAUAUUGAAAAUUACACUUAACAUUGAAUUAAAUAUAUUAAAAUUUUACAUUUAUUUAAGGUUUUUAAACAGAAAUUAGUUAUAAAAAUCGCAUAUCGCACUACCCUGCAAGUCAGGUACCGGCAAAUUCUUCGGUGAAAAACCAGGGAGCGGAACUAGCAGUUUUGGGAAAUUUUAGUAUAGUAUCCCCCGAUUUCAGGGUUGAAAUAGGUAUGGUUGGAAGGAGGAGGAAUAGAGAUUAUCUGUCAACUUUAUGGUUGUUGUGCAUAUAAAAAGUGCAAAAAUUGAAAUGCUUAUAUAAAGCAAAUAUUAAACUAAUUGAUAUAAAAUAAAUAUGUGGAAACAAUUUAGUGAAUUGUUAGUGUAUAAUAAGAGAAUUAUAUAAAUUAAAAAUUAACUAAUAAUCGAAAAAUCGCAACAUAAAAUAUGUGAAAUUUUCAAUUAUAUAUAUUCGUAAUCUGGAGAUCGAACUCCUCUUUCCAACCAUAACUAUUUCAACCCUGAAAUCGGGGGAUACUAUACCAAAGCCGAUCCGCAGUUUCUAUGAAAGUUCCAAUGCGAUUCUUAAGGGCUAAUUAACAAAAUUACCCGAAACUCUUGCGUACGUGUGAUCUCUCUUUCUUGCACAAUACAUUCAUCAUUUAGCAAUGUCUUGGUACAAUCACGGAUGAUUGCAACUAUUCCAGCUUUUUCGGGUAGUUAUACCAAAUCCCAAAUGCGAAUUUUAUAACAAAAUCAUUAAUUAUAUUUCAUAAUACCUUUAUUGAAAAUAGCAUGUAAUUUAGCUGUUUAUUAUUAUACAGUUGAACUUCCAUAACUCGAAGUUCUCCUUAACUUGAACUCUUUAACCCAAAUUAACCCACGAUUACCAUAUGGUAACGCAAAAUUUAUCCCUAUAAUUUCAUAAAUAACUUGAAAAUUUCUCAAACUACGCUGGUUUUUCACAUUUCCUGAAAAUUUAUAUAUUGAAUAUAAUUAAUCGCAAAAUCGAAUUCAUUUUCGUGUUCAGGCGUUCAAAAUACAUAUGUGUAUUUCAUUUCAGAAGACUCUGAAACGUAAAAAGUUCUGGGCAGUACCGGGUUAAUUGGCAAUAGAAGUCAAAUUUCAUACAGAUUACCUUCCGUAACUCGGAAGUCUCUCUAACUCGAAGUAUUUUGUGCAUUAUGGUGAUUCGAGUUAGGGAAGUUCAACUGUAUUUACUUUAUACAUGUAUUAUCGUACUACACUAUAUACAUAUGUAUUAAACUGCUGCACAAGUGCACAUGAAAUCACCAAAGUAAUGUGCGAUCUAUUUUUACAAUAUGUAUGUAUGUAAUCGGCAGUCAUGCUAUGAUUGCGAAUUGAUUAUCAACGAUUAGUAGUUUUGUUUACUUUUUAUUUUAUUAUAUUUUAUUUAUUUAUAUUAUUUUUUUCCUGAUAUUUAUGAUUUAAAAAAAAAAUUAAAAUAUUUAAGUGCAAAGAAA